UCCGUUAGCAUUAGCCAUACGGUUGCAUUCAGUCGCUGUUAACAGAAGACCCGUUUGUUUGUUCGCUCUUGGGUGAUGAAAUUAAAUGGUUACAUUUGUUUAAAAACUUAAAAUUUCGAGGCGAAAGGCCACCCGACGCAUUUCCGUUGCUCUUUGUAUCCCUCUUGAGCGUCCAUCAUGGGCGAGGUGGAGUUGUCCUGUCGGGCUUAUGUGAAGAUGUACCUGCACGCCUGUUUGUUUCCCCGGUGCAGCGUCAAUGGGCUGCUGCUGUCGUCUAGCCCGGCGGGGGGCGCUGUUUGCGUGUCUGACUGUGUGCCACUGCUUCACUCUCAUCUGUCUCUGGCUCCCAUCACUCAGCUGGCCCUAACACAGGUGGAUGUGUGGUGCUCACAAACACAGCAGAGGAUUGUGGGAUACUACCAAGCCAAUGCCUGCGCAUCAGACAGUAGCCCAACACAAGGAGCCAUGAAAAUAGCUGAUAAGAUCGCAGAGCAGUUUGAUGGUGCAGUUUUAUUGAUGCUCGACGGCAGUAAGAUGUCGCCAGACUUUCGCGUCCCUCCCAUUGUCAUGUAUGAGCGCAGAGACUCAAGAUGGACGCUCAAAGACAAACACACGAUCAUGUUGAGGCAGUGGGAGGAGACCCGAGCCAUCGCCAGCCAAAUGCUGGACUCGGGAGACCACGCUCUCCUGGUGGAUUUUGACAGCCACCUGGAUGACAUCACGCGAGACUGGACCAAUCAGAAAGUGAACGCCAAGAUCGCCGAGCUGGCCUCACCGGCAAACGGAAACAUCUAAGCACUAACUGCAAAUAGUAACCGUGUGUGUAUUGUGCUGCGAGCCGACACCGCCCUCAGUUUAAGGACUGACUCAUUGCAACGCACACACACAAUUUCGUUCCGACAAGCUGCACAAAAUAACAACAGUGACAUUCCACCAGCUCCUUUGAUCCCUGGCAUUAAACCACCACUCCCCAGUAGGAAUUCAUACUAAUGUGUAAUACUGUGGCAUCGGUCUUUUCAGCCUACCCUCGUACCUCAUCAAUUUAUUAUUCUUUUAAUAAUAUGCUGAGGGUCAAUAAAGACAAAUAUAUCCCCAGUGCCUCUCUUUGGACACC
Molecule: messenger RNA, 1114 nt
Organism: Doryrhamphus excisus (bluestripe pipefish)
Lineage: Eukaryota; Metazoa; Chordata; Actinopteri; Syngnathiformes; Syngnathidae
Gene: emc9
Product: ER membrane protein complex subunit 9
Cellular component (GO): EMC complex
Source: RefSeq, a predicted model, not a curated record